Messenger RNA from Anastrepha obliqua, 666 nucleotides. RefSeq lists its product as uncharacterized. The record is from RefSeq and is a predicted model, not a curated record. The transcript is spliced from 3 exons. NCBI's taxonomy places the organism in Eukaryota, Metazoa, Arthropoda, Insecta, Diptera, Tephritidae. The coding region runs from base 267 to 575 and encodes 102 amino acids.
CGAGUUAUCAAAUUUUCAAUUAAAUCAGAAGCACCUUUUAUUGAAUUAUAACAAUUGGAUCCGAUAUCAUGGAAUGAUUGAAUGUGAAGCUUUGAAAGACAUUUUGGUUUAUUCUUUGGCUUGAUGAAUCUUGAUGAAAUUUUUUAGUGUGAAGUUUGAUGUUUUUAUUUUUUCAUUUCUCGCAUUUAAUUUUAUAUUUUUGUGAACUCUCAUUCUUUACUAUCCAAGAUAUUCAUUAAAACGAUCUCACGCUGAAGAGUAGCAAAAUGGAGUAUAAUAUUUACGAUUCGAAAACGGAAGAUUCCACCAGAAGUACCAUUGCUAUGUCACGCAGCACUAAUAGUAAAGCUCUUUUAUCACAGAACUCACAUGGACAAACUAGGACGAAGAAGAUUCGUUAUUUCUUCUGGCCAUUUGUAUUUGGUGUUAACCUGUAUGAUUUUCUUGGCCUGUGUAACCUAGUUCCCACACACAGUCUUCACUUGUCUCGACCGUUUCUGAUGAGCACCUCAAAGUUUCAGGUGUUCCACAAAUCGCAAUCACAGGCGCACGACUUACCUACGAUCUCCAACUAAUAAAGAACAUCAUAAUUAUGUUAAUGCUCUUCUUAGUUUUCGAGUGUCAAAUUUUCAUUUGAAUUAGAAUUCGCUUAAAACAAAUCAAACG